This is a messenger RNA of Coregonus sp. 'balchen', 2228 nucleotides long. The record is from the annotation of a GenBank genome assembly. NCBI's taxonomy places the organism in Eukaryota, Metazoa, Chordata, Actinopteri, Salmoniformes, Salmonidae.
UGUUGUGGGUAUUGUGGGUCUACUCUGAAGCGCUAUGGACCAACACCAGUCAAGAUCAAGACCAACGUCAGUGAAACAUGGGUAAAGACCUUGGACUUCAGUUUUGGAUACAACAGGAAAUUUAGUAGUAGAGAACGACAGUAGGUGUACAUGUUUACCAGUGUCUACUUAAUGUGGCACUGUGUACAUAGGUCAUGUGCUGCUGUAGUUGCUCACUAUUCAAUUUAGAGCAUUUGGUAUAGAAUUCUAAUACCUUCCAUUGAAAUGACUGAACCUAUCUGAAUUCAGUUUAUGCAAGUAUUCAGUCUGAAAAUGGCCAAAAAAACUUUUAUGUAGUUUUGUGGAAACAGCAAUGGUCGAAGGAAUCCAUAUUAUUGUGGAUCAUAUUUUAGGUUUUAUUAAGAAUGAGUGACUUACAUUUUAAGGGUCUUGUGUGAUGGAGUCUUAUGUGAUGUUAACAUGUAUUACAGAUUGUUCUCCAGAACUUGCUGAUGUGCAUGAUAUCCUUCUAUGCUGUUUACUACAUAGUGGUCAGUCUCUGCAUUGGUAUUCUGAGGUGAGUCUAAAAUAAUAUAUAUUUUCCACAAUAUUCAAAUGAAGUAUAUCCUGUCUUUCAUAUAGUUUCAUUGUCAUAUGUUGUGGUACAUGAUUGACGUGUACUUCCUGUCUCGUGAACACAGAAACGACCCACUAAAGAAUGCACAGUGUCUGCAUGGAACCCUCAUUUUGGUUUCUGUCAGAAAGCAUCACAAUAUGUCUCCAGUGCUACCUCACACUGUAACUACAGUUAAUGGCAAAUGAACCAUUUCUGACCCAAGUUUCUCAUUAUUCAUAAUCUCUGCAGGGUACAUGAGGUUGACAGCCUUUUAGCACCCUUUGACUACACAACACAACCAUCAUGGCAAAGUCCAAAAUACCUAGGUGAGUUGAUCCAAUACUUUAUUCUUGUUAUUCAGUAGUUAGCAACCUCACCCUUUUUUAGAUAGACUACCUCUAAUUCUGUGUGUUCAUGUUGGUAAGCAUGUUAGCUGAGGUGUGUAGUUUGUAUUUCCUGCAUAGUGACAGUGAUCUCUAUGGAGGUGACCUAUCUUUUGGGAGGCCUGAUAUUUGCGUGGAUUGUCGAGGAGUGGGUGUGGGACUACGCCAUUACAGUCACACUAAUACACAUCGGUCUGACGGUAGCAGGUAAGCAGCAAGAGAGUGAGGCAAGGGGACAAGAAUCUCAUUGUCCAAGGUUUCAUAAAUGUACGCUUUUCUGAACAAACCUGACAUCACUCAAACCAUCAAUGAUUUGUAUUUGGCAUAUUUACUCUUUAGGUAAAUCGACAGAUUAAUACAAUUAUGUACAUAUGGUCUAAUCACUGCCUGGUGUAUAUGCAGCUGUCCACUUUGUAUUUACAUCUGUGUCAAGCGCCAUGCUUCAAGGGUCCCUCUUUCUAUUGGUUAACAUCAAUUAAUGUCGCUACUGUAUAGCAAGCAGCCCUAUAGUGUGAUGGCGUCUGGCUGUCUGGUGCUGCCAGUGCUCUACAAUAAAGCCAGGUUUGAUAAUAGCAAACACAUCAAUGACUCCAUAUGAGUCUACUUCCCAUCUGAGACACACUUUUCAGUGGAUGUUUUAGUAUCAGUUUCAGUAUCUGCUAAUGAAUUGGAUUAGAAGAACAAACGAUGUCAAUGUUAAUCCUAUCAUUGAAUUGAUGGGAUUUCAAUCUACAGUAGGUUAUGUUAUGCAAGGUUGUAAGGCUGCUUUAGUAUAAACAGGCUUGUCAGAAGAACAUCAUGAUCAUACAGUUUCACAAGCUGACAGAAAGCUUGAUUUUAUGUAUUAGUUUAUUUGUUAUGGUUGAAUAUGUGUCAUAUUCAAUUACUAUCCUGUCUGUUUCUUUCAUCCAGUUAUGUCUGAUUUCCCAUCAACAGAACAUUAUUGGAUUGCUCUUGGUAAGGAAUCAUACUUGAUUUCAGACAAUUUGGAGCCAAUAAAAAUAUUAUUUGUUGUUAUGUACAGCGUAUUUUGAUCAUUGCAUGAAUUAGUCGUUCUACAUUUCUUUAGCAAGUGAUUCAAUACCUGAUGCAUUCAAAUAGGUCUAUCCUUUAAAUCCACUUGUUCACUCAUCUUAUCCAUUCUGUGUGUCAUAGGUUCUGGAUUGGUGAUGAUGAUUUUCGGAGGCCAACUUCUAGCAUACAAGCUUUUCAGGAAUAAUUUUGUGUAUCCGGAUGAGCUCCAAAAUUUC